Molecule: messenger RNA, 3199 nt
Organism: Papaver somniferum (opium poppy)
Lineage: Eukaryota; Viridiplantae; Streptophyta; Magnoliopsida; Ranunculales; Papaveraceae
Product: coatomer subunit gamma-2-like
Exons: 17
Coding region: 111-2774 (887 amino acids)
Biological process (GO): intra-Golgi vesicle-mediated transport; intracellular protein transport; protein secretion
Cellular component (GO): COPI vesicle coat; Golgi membrane; endoplasmic reticulum
Molecular function (GO): structural molecule activity
Source: RefSeq, a predicted model, not a curated record
CAACCCUCUCCGCUCAAACUUCACUUUCGUUAAGAGAGACAGAUAAAGAGAGAGAAUCGUCUGUCUCUUCAUACUCGACUCACUCGUAAGUAAAUUCUGAAGCCCUAAUAAUGGCGAUGUCUCAAUCUAUUGGGAAAAAGGAUGACGAUCGUGAUGAUGAAGGGGAAUAUUCUCCUUUCCUUGGGAUUGAAAAGGGUGCAGUUCUUCAGGAAGCUAGGGUUUUCAAUGAUUCUCAGCUUGAUCCAAGAAGAUGCUCUCAGGUCAUCACGAAACUAUUGUAUCUACUAAAUCAAGGAGAAACACUUACAAAGGCUGAAGCUACAGGAGUGUUCUUCUCGGUUACUAAGCUAUUUCAGUCCAAGGAUUUGGUACUUAGGAGGAUGGUUUAUUUGAUUAUCAAGGAACUGUCCCCUUCUUCUGAUGAAGUAAUCAUUGUUACAAGCUCGUUAAUGAAAGAUAUGAAUAGCAAGACCGACAUGUAUAGGGCCAAUGCUAUACGUGUUCUUUCUAGAAUUAUCGAUGGGACUCUUCUCACUCAAAUAGAAAGGUAUUUGAAACAAGCAAUUGUUGACAAGAACCCUGUCGUUGCUAGUGCUGCUCUUGUUAGUGGAAUUCACUUACUGCAGACGAAUCCUGAGAUUGUGAAAAGGUGGAGCAAUGAGGUACAAGAAGCAGUUCAAUCAAGGGCUGCUCUUGUACAGUUUCAUGCAUUGGCUCUCCUUCACCAGAUACGGCAAAAUGACAGGCUUGCUGUUAGCAAACUAGUUACCAGCUUAACAAGAGGAACUGUUAGGUCACCGCUGGCUCAAUGCCUCUUGAUUCGGUACACUAGCCAGGUUAUACGUGAGUCAGGCAUCUCACAAACUGGAGAUCGUCCUUUUUAUGAUUAUUUGGAUGGUUGUCUGCGACAUAAAGCAGAAAUGGUGAUAUUUGAAGCUGCUAGGGCAAUUACGGAGCUUAAUGGUGUGACCAGCCGUGAACUGACUCCUGCCAUCACUGUCCUACAGCUUUUCUUAAGUUCAUCUAAGCCAGUUCUAAGAUUUGCUGCUGUUCGUACUCUAAACAAGGUUGCAAUGACACACCCAAUGGUGGUUACAAAUUGCAACAUAGAUAUGGAGAGCUUAAUUUCAGAUCAGAACAGAAGCAUUGCUACGCUAGCCAUAACUACACUUUUGAAGACAGGGAAUGAGUCAAGUGUAGAUCGCCUGAUGAAACAAAUAACGAAUUUUAUGUCUGAUAUCGCCGACGAGUUCAAGAUUGUGGUGGUGGAAGCAAUUCGUUCUCUAUGUCUUAAAUUUCCACUUAAAUAUAGAGCAUUGAUGAACUUCUUAAGCAACAUUCUUAGGGAAGAAGGAGGGUUUGAUUAUAAAAAAGCAAUCGUUGACUCUAUUGUAAUUCUUAUACGAGAUAUACCAGAUGCCAAAGAGAGUGGGCUAUUUCAUCUCUGUGAAUUUAUUGAGGAUUGUGAAUUCACUUAUCUUUCGACUCAGAUACUGCAUUUUUUGGGGAACGAAGGGCCAAAGACAUCAGAUCCUAGUAAAUACAUCAGGUAUAUCAAUAAUCGGGUUAUUCUGGAGAAUGCAACUGUACGAGCUUGUGCUGUCAGUACAUUGGCAAAGUUUUGUGCAACCGUUGAUUCUUUGAAGCCUCGUAUUCUCGUUCUGUUGAGAAGGUGCCUCUAUGACAAUGAUGAUGAGGUUCGUGAUAGGGCAACUCUCUAUCUGAGUAUUCUUGGAGAUGAUGGAUCUGUUGGUGAAACUGAUGAGAAUAAGAAGGAAUUCGUCUUCGGCUCGUUGGACAUCCCCUUGGUCAAUCUCGAGUCAAGUUUAAGGAACUAUGAGCCCACAGAAGAACCAUUCAACAUUAAUUUCGUACCCAAGGAGGUCAAAUCUCAGUCGUUAGCUGAGAAAAAAGCUCCUGGUAAAAAAGCAACUGGUUUGGGUGCUGCUCCUAGUGGUCCGCCGUCCACUGUUGAUGCAUACGAGAAGAUGCUUUCCUCUAUUCCAGAGUUUUCACAUUUUGGAAAGCUUUUCAAGAGUUCUGCUCCUGUGGAGCUUACAGAAGCUGAAACAGAAUAUUCUGUCAAUGUUGUUAAGCAUAUCUUCGAUGGGAAUGUUGUGUUCCAGUUUAACUGCACAAACACUAUCCCGGAGCAGCUUUUGGAAAAUGUCACUGUUAUUAUGGAUGCUUCUGAAGCGGAGGAUUUCUCCGAAGUGUCAUUAAAGCCUUUGGCAUCCCUACCUUAUGAUUUUCCUGGUCAAACUUUUGUAGCCUUUGAGAAGCCAGAAGGCGUGGUGGUUGGGAAAUUUGCAAACACACUGCGGUUCAUUGUUAAAGAGGUUGACCCAAGUACUGGUGAAGCAGAGGAUGAUGGUGUUGAAGAUGAGUACCAACUAGAAGAUCUUGAGGUUGGUUCAGCUGAUUUCAUGUUGAAAGUUGUGGUUUCUAAUUUUAGAAAUGCAUGGGAAAGUAUGGGAGACGAAUAUGAGAAGGUGGAUGAGUAUGGUCUUGGUGUGAGGGAGAGCUUGGCAGAAGCUGUGAAUGCAGUCAUUAACAUUCUUGGGAUGCAGCCUUGCGAGGGCACAGAAGUCGUUGCAAGCAAUUCCAGGUCACACACAUGUUUACUAUCUGGUGAAUUCGUAGGUAAUAUUAGGGUGCUUGUUCGAUUAUCAUUUGGUAUUGAAGGGCCCAAACAAGUAGCCAUGAAGCUUGCUGUUAGAUCAGAAGACCAAGCUGUCUGUGAAGCUAUUCAUGAGAUCGUGGCCAGCGGCUAAUUUUCUGGUUCAAUGAAGAGAGGAAAGUCUGGCCAGUUGACGAAGUCCAUUGGGUUCUACACCGCCCUUAAUGUUAGACGAAGAGAAUGCACAUUUUAAGUUGGAAAAUAGGGUUUGAGAUAGACCACAUUUUGUGUCUUCAUUUUGUUUAUCUUAAACUGUUGAUGUAGUUUGGCGCACUAGACUACAAUACCCGGUGGUGAAAGGAGAGUCUACUCGGUGUGCAUACAUAAUUCUAUUUGAUCUGUAAACUGCCUGUGUUUUUGUUUUUCGGAUCAGAGAUAGCUGAUUGCUUCUCUGAAUCACUUCUUACUAGGGAAUUGUUUUCCAUAGAAAACUACCUUGUGUUCUGUUUUAUUGUAAAGUAGACUUUGGGCUGGUAGUGUUAGGCAUAAUGAAAUAUAUUCUAUCGUAAUUUUUGGUUA